Molecule: messenger RNA, 13477 nt
Organism: Linepithema humile (Argentine ant)
Lineage: Eukaryota; Metazoa; Arthropoda; Insecta; Hymenoptera; Formicidae
Gene: Apoltp
Product: Apolipoprotein lipid transfer particle
Biological process (GO): lipid transport
Molecular function (GO): lipid carrier activity
Source: RefSeq, a predicted model, not a curated record
UUAAAAGCACACUGUGGACGCUACACUCUCUCUACCUCCGGGGCUUCGUCUCCAAUCAAAUCGCUGAUACGCGCAUCCCGGUUUAUUUUCUAGGUAGUUAUAGCAGGCAUUUUCGUCACGGGAGAAAGAGUUCGGCCAGCCGCGAGUAACGAUAAAUUCAGGAUAGAUCUUUGUAGAUCUAAGUGAACUUCAUGUAUUGCGAGAAAUAACGAUCAAUGGUCCAUCUCGAUGUGUGAAUACCAUGUAAGAAUAAAAACACGCUAGAAGAUCAAAUUUCUUACGAUAGAAUUUGAAAAUUGACACCAAAGCUAUGAGGGUCAGGGCGGUGCUACUUUUUGUGUUCGCAUAUGCAGUAUUAGCUGCCGUGCAAGGAGAAAUAACCAAAGAUUUUACACAAUGUGGCCGAACAAAAUGCAAACUUCCUUCGGAGAGAAAGUUUAAAUAUCAAGAAGGUAUCCAUUACGUGUACACGUACUCCGUAGAUGUAAACACGAAUUUGGGCUAUCGCCGUUGGAGUGGUCAGCCCAGAAAGGACGCAAUUUUGCACAUUGAUGCCGCGCUAUCCGUACAUUUUAACAGUCCCUGCGAGGGAAUUUUAAAGAUCCUGAAUGCCACUAUCAGUCACGAUCGUAGCACAUACAACGCCGAGUUUCCUGAUCAUGCCGACUCCGAGUUCAAGGCCAGCCUCGAGCAUUUUGCGUUGAAGUUUACUUUCGAUGACGGACUGAUUCAAGAGCUGUGCCCGGAUCAGCGAGAGCCGGUCUGGUCGCUAAAUCUAAAACGGGGCAUUUUGUCGAUGCUGCAGAACAACAUGCAGCGCAUCGACAUAGAUCAUCGCAUUGAAGAAGUGGAUGUUUACGGCACUUGCGAGACUGAAUAUCGGCUGUACGAGGCUAAGCGAACCAGCCUAAUUGUGAAGAAGAGCAAGAACCUGGCCGAUUGCCGAAAUGGGCCCAAAUAUUUUUCCGUCAUACAGUCAAACUUCUACAAAAGCCCGCAGAGACAACGCGGACAGCACGGAUUAUUCAAAUCUCGCAGCAACUGCGUGAUUACAAUCGACCACAAUGUCUACGAGAGAGUAGUCUGCGAAGAGACGCGAUUAUUGCAGCCGCUUUCCAAUGGCAAAUCUGGCGCUAGGACGGAGUCUCGGAUGGUUCUUCAGCUGAUUCAGGAGUCGGCGAAGACCAGUUUCUCUCAGGAAUUUGAAGAAAACGAAGACAACGAUGAUGAAAGUGAAGACAAUUUUAUUGGCAGCGCACUUCGCACGAAGAGAACCACAUUGCUGUACGAUCAUGCAAAAACAUUAAAAACCAUGCACGGCGAAUUGCGCACCUCUAGGGAUCUGCUGAAAAACAUAUGCAGACUUGCAGCGAAUGCCGACGAGCUGCAGCAGAGAUUCUCCGAGAUGUUCACCAAUUUCGUCCAUUCGGCUCGCUUUCUAGAUUAUCCCUCAUUGUCACAGCUGUUUGCGAGAGCUAAUAGCAUUUGCAAAAAUGGACAGAAACAUAUCAUCGCAGCACUUCCGUAUCUAAAUAGCAACACUGCGAUAAAUUUAAUGAGAGACUUGAUUUUAAAGAAACAGAUUAAUCAAGAGAUUAUCAAUGACUGGGUCAUCACUUUUGCUUUGUUCCCGAGACCGGAUCGCGACACUAUCAAGGCUCUUUCGCAAUUGCUAAACUUUCAGAAUCAAAUCCCUCAAACCCAGUUUAUUUUAAGUUACUCUACUAUUAUUCAUACAUAUUGCGCAAAUAACGAUGUCAAUUGCAUCGAUUUGGAGGAAGUGGACCUGCUUUUGUCUCACCUGCAGCGGAAAAUUUCUCAAGGCUGCACGGCUCGUCUUCAUACUUCUCUCGCGACGAAAGAGACGCUGGAAGCUUUGAAGGCAAUUGGAAAUAUGGGGCUUGAGACGAAGAACUUGCGAAAUAAACUGAAAAAAUGCAUAGACGACACCGGUGGAUUUUUACCUAUGGAAGUGCGCGUUGCCGCUAUUGACGCGCAUCGUAGACUGAAGUCCUGCGAGGAAACUCGGGAUCAAUUCUUCCUCGAUUAUUACCGUAACAUGACGUUAGACACGGAAAUCCGUAUCGCCUCUUACUUGCAAGUGAUGCAUUGCCCUGACUACAGCGUUAUAAAGACCAUCAAGCAUACUCUAAAAACAGAAGAAGUCAACCAAGUCGGCUCUUUCGUAUGGAGUCACUUGACAAAUCUUUACAACUCUGCUUCGCCCACUAGAGUUGAGAUUCAAAGCCUGUUGACGGAUCAAGAUCUCGACAAUAAGUUUAAUAACGACAUUAGAAAGUUCUCGCGUAAUUACGAGAACUCCUUCUUCUCCGAAGAGUACAAUAUCGGUGCUAAUUAUCAGACCAAUUUGAUUUUUUCGCCUAAAUCGUACAUGCCACGAUCGCUCACAUUUAAUGUGACAACCGAUCUCUUCGGUCAGUCUGUUAAUCUAUUCGAGAUCACGGCGCGAAUGGAGGGCCUCGAAUAUUACGCAGAGAAUAUCUUCGGCCCGAAUGGCAUCUACAGCAAUGAAAAUAUCUCGAAUCACCUUCGGAACUUCCUCAGAUAUUUUAGAUCAGCGCCGGAAAAGAAAGAGAAUUAUUGGGACGGUGUGAAACGGCUGCCUAAUAUUAUCGAUAAUAAUUUUGACCAUCCAAAAAUCAGUCUUGGUUAUAAGAUAUUCGGAAACGAAUUGAAGUUUAUGAUGCUUGACGGCGACAAGGAAGUAACGGCCGCGCUGGCAAACUUCAAUCCUUGGCAGAAGAUGAAACAGUUCUUGGCCAUGCAAGAAAUCCUCUAUGAAAGAACUGGAAUGUUUUUGGAUUCCUCUUAUGUUGUGCCGAUGGGAUCUGGUUUGCCGAUUCGUCUGGAUCUCGCCGGUUCCGCGGCUUGCAAUUUCAAAAUCUCGAAGAUGCUCAAUGACGCUCGACUCUCCGCUAGAGAGUUCCAACUCAACGCUAAUAUUGCAUCUAGCAUAAGCGUCGACAUGGUGAGCACGAUGACAGUAGAUGCUUUUUACAAGUCCGCUGGACUUAAAUUGCGCACGAACGUUUAUUCCUCGGGAAAUCUGCAGUUUCAUCUAAACCUAAAUAAUACUCGCUUAGUGCGUAUAAGUCUGGGUUUACCAAAUCGCAAGAUAGAGGUGCUCUCGUUGGUCUCGGAUGUAGCUUUAAUCAAAGGCAACGGUGCCGAGAUUGAGGAAAAGACGCUGGAGAAACCCAGGACUGUUAUUACUAAUACCAAUUGCAGCUGGCCUGAGUUGCAUACAUUUAUAGGUUUGAAAAUGUGCGCCGAAUAUCAACUCACGAACAUGACUGGCGAUUCUAAUGCACCUUUUCUUCUUCUGAACGGACUUACGUACUUUAAAACUUAUUUGCUUAAAGCUGAUCCGACCGCAAAAAAUUACGUGUUGGAAUAUAAAUGGAACAAAACUCAGGAACAUAGCACAUUUAAGUUGAUGUUCGACACACCAGGCUCGCAGGUGAACAGAGAAAUCAGCGCUACCGUUACUUUUGAUAUAUUAAAUAAUAACGUUACUGUUCUGCUUCAUUCAGCUGGUAAUUCUGUAAUUGCUAAAGGCACAUAUAAACGUUCCGAAAAUGAGACUUCCAUAGACAUUGGUUUCAAUGUAAAUGGCACAAAGCAUUUGGAUGCUAGUAUAGGCUAUACGACGGAAAAAUUUAAUUACGGCUAUACCUAUAAACCUAAUGUGCAUCUGACUGUCAAUAGCGAACGUGUCGCUGCCAUUUUAGGUGAGAUAAGACAUGCGCAGAAGAACAACGUCUCCCAAUUCGAUAUAAAUUUAACUUUUCAAACAAAGCGAGUCUGGAGCAACCUAGUCGGCUAUGUCGUCAAGCGGAACAUCAGUCUGGCCGGAGAUUUCCAGUUAGACUAUCAGCUACAACGUAUGCCAAAGAAAGAGAGUCUACACUUAGAGAUUUCGUUAUCCAAUCGUUCGUCGAAAACUCUCACGCACAAGACUGCCGAUGUAAAGCUACACUCUACUGCCUAUCCGCAACUCAACACCGCGAUUAAUGCUUGGUAUCAACAAGCUCUCGGCCAUCUCGAGUUGCAUGCCGAGGUGAACUCCAAUCCGCAUCUCAAGGACGAUCGACACAAACUUACAGCGCAGCUGAUCAUUUCCUACUCAAAUAUGUAUUUUCAAAAUCAAGGCACAAAGGUGAGCGCGCUGAUAGCCGUCACCAAACCCAUUCAGAACUUGGACAUCAAAGUGGGAGUCAAUCACUACUCUCUCGGCCCCGAGUCGAAGACCAGUUUGCUCGUAGGAUACGCUCCAGGCAAGGAGAUCAGUCUAAUUGUCAACCUUAUUAUGCCGCGCGGUUUGCUGUUCUCUAUGGAAGGCCACACAAAUCUGACGAUCCCAAACUUCAACUCGAUGUUGAUAGAUGUGCGCAUUAUGGAGCGAUUACAAAAUGAGUACGAGCUGGAGUUCUUCGGCACGUGGUUCAGUGGUCACAACAUGACCGCACGCGGCACUUACUCCGACAGAUCGUCGGUGGUUGUCGUCAACCACCACCUAAAGAUGAUUUUCAAGUCGCUGAGCUUCGUCACCCCGAUUCUACUCAACUGCCACUUGUACCAGAACCACAGUGACAUCAGGGUUAGCUUGUAUGCCGAACAGGUGGACUACAACAAGUACGCUUUCGUGCUGAAUCACACGGUGCUAUCGGCGACCAGCUUGAUGUCUUACGUGGAAGCCAGGUAUCAUAACACCGUGUAUUCGUUGAUGACAAAUGUGGAUACCACGCGAGAGAUCCGCUUGGAGCUGCAUCUGGACAAUUGGAGAGACGUGCAUUUGACCCUAAGUGGCAUCAAUGAGAUAGAUCGGCAGGAAUUCGCGGCGGAAGUUAAAUGGGACGCCAACAGAGACCCCGCCUUGAAAGUCGGCACAAUGUUGCAGUUGAGUAAAGUUUAUAUAUUGGACGCAGCUUCACCCGGCAUCAAGCGAAACGCAAUGAUAACGCUGACCUAUCCGGGUCGACUAGUGAUCGGCUCGUGUGAUCUAGUCGUCCGUAGUCCGCACAAUUAUCAAGCGGACAUUAAUCUAAACUGGAGCCCUAAGGAUGCAAUUAAAGUAUCGAUCGGCGCGGAUUACGACGUUCAACCGGAAAUGAUAUCUGUCAAGUUAGAAUCGCAGCUUUUAACACCUUUCGAGCAAUGGAAGAAAACCGCGUUAAACGCAAAAUAUUUACAACUGUCCGACAAGAUUUCAGCCAGCACAAGCGUUCACUGGAAAGACUCUCAGCAUGUGAUGGGAGAGUUAUUUGCCAGUACGAACGAGCAAGAAGAUUUGAAAGAGUGGACAGCAAACUGCGGUUUGAUCAGCACUGUUCACGCUAUCACCUGGAUGACCGUGAAUGUCACUCACAAGGUGUUACGCUCGCAAAUAACGGAUACACAUGUGCUGAUCAAGUACGACCCCGACAAGACGAUCGACGCGCGCAGCGUCUGGCAGCUGGACAAGGAAUCAGACAAUGUGUUCAAUCUGACCGGCAAUCUACAUUUGUACUCGCCUCUGGCGAGCUACCGGAAGAGCGAGUUCAUAUGCCAGCUACGUCUGAUGAGCAGCUGGAAGUUCUUCGGUGCGGCUAAUCUUGACUUGGACAAACGCAAGUACACCGGCCGUCUGAUUGGCGACCUCGUACGCUGGAAGGAAUCCAAGAUCGAAUUUAACGCCACUACGCCGCUGGAGAAAUUCGCCUUCGUGCGCGGCAGGUUCGGCCUCUCGGAGCGCAAUCGGCACAUGGUAGCCGAGGUCGUCACACCAAAUGGCCCACUGGGCGUCGAAGCGUUGUGCCAGAUUCUCACCGCCACUUAUGACUUUAACGUCAAGUUGAUGCUGGCGACGCCAAUCGAAAUACUGCAGAAGGCUCUCGUGAUCGCCAAGUUGAAUCGGCGCGAGGCCGACUUCAGAAUCGGUUAUAACAACAUUACGGCAGGCUUCCUCGGCACUUGGCACUACCGCAACAUCACUGACUUCGAUUACAGUUACAUAGUGUUUACGCCGUUGAAAGGUUUGCAGGAAUGCGGUGUAAUCACAAAAUUGAUUGUGGCGCGUACGGAGCCCGACGGUAUGCUGGAUGUUGAUACGGAGUUUUCAUUGAGACUGGCAAACAACAAGAUCGGUAUAAAGGUUAAGGGUGGACCGAAACCUCCGCCCGUUAAGAUUCCGGUAAAAAUGAGAAUUAUAGUGCCCACGACGGAUGAUCCUGAGGUCGAUGAAUCGGAAGAAGAAGAGGAAGAGGAAGAAGACGAUGAGAAUGGUCUCUAUUGGCGAGGAGAACUGCAGAUAUGGCCCGCGAUAAUGCCGGAUAUCUUAGGAGAGCUAGAUAUAGAUACCGAAGGCGAUAUGUACAAAGUUCUAAGCACAAUAUCAUUACCACCCGGAAAAAUUAUUAUAGACGACAGCUUUACCAUGGAAGAUGUCUUUCACAUAAAGAAUGAUUUACAUGUUGAUUUAACGUUCAGUAAUAUCCGAGAGCUAACAUCGUCGUACAUGUUUCUAAUUGAUAUGGAAAAUCCUACCUAUUUUAUGGAAAUGAACGUAAACGUUAAGAAAAAUAAUACAUGGAUCGAGACUGGGUUUCAUGGAAAUUAUACAAUUAAAAACGAUGAUAAAGUGACACAUAUGGUGAAGUUUGGUUUAAAAACUCCUAUAGAACCUCUGAAUAAUAUCCACAUUGAUGCAAUCAUGGAUAUUGAAGGCAAGUUGUACAAUGGUACAGUUAUCAUUCGUGGGAAUAAAUUAGUCAUAGAUUUGUCCGGAAAAAUUAAGCUAGAGAACGCUUUACUGGAUAUGAUGAUCUCGGGUGCAAUCAACGCAUCCGUUAUAAAAAUACCGAAAAGCACUAUCACUGUAAAGAAAGACUUUACCGGAAAUAAAAAGCAGUUUAAAUUUAGCGCAGGGAUGGAAGAACCUGUAUCAAAAUACACGUCCUUAGAGUCCGCCUGGCAGGUAGAUGAGCAUCUUGUAACAGUUUCCGCGAAGCUGGAAAGCUGGAUAAAAGCUUUGAAGUCAUUGGAGACCGACAUUUCUUACAGUAACGCCAUUCGUAUAAACAAUACGGCUAAGUUAAACGUAGAUUUAACACAUCUCGACAAGAAAUAUCAAUUAAAUGGAAAUUUGAACAACGGUAAAGUCGAUGCCGACUUGGACACGCCGUUUUCGAAAUCUCAUUACCAAUUUCGUGGAAAUUUAAGAGAGAUUAAGGAAGCAACUGAAGCAAUAUAUCACAUUGACGGAAAACUGAAAGACCAGUUGAAAAACAAAUUUUACGAUGUCAACUCCGUCAUUCUCAUGCAGGAAGACACUCCGGUUUCGAUGAACGUCAGCCUAUUUCCAACGGGCGAGCCAAAUGCCAAUAGAAUCAACCUAGAAUUGAGGAGAAAAAAAUAUGGUUUGCUGCUGGACGUAAAUGGUGGAUCCUUCAAUGGCAGCCUCGAUGCAAAUGUUCUCAAUAAUUUGAAUUGGGACGUGAAUGCUCGUACGGACAUCCAAACGGCUGACGCUGUAGAGACCUAUAAAUUAAUCACCUUUAUGAAUGUGCAGGUGAACGGCAAUGCCAGCCUGUACAUUCACGCCGAGACACCUUGGAACGACAGCAGAAUCACGACAAUUAAUGGCAACAUGAUGCUGACUAACAGCAGCGGCGAUGUUCGAUUGAAUAAUCUAUUCAACAGGAAUCGGUGCCACGCGGCUAUGAGUUGGUCCCUGAUCUACAUGGAAAACAUGUUUGUGAAAUUAGUGACAGGAUACAACACUGCCGUUCUGGGUACGAAAGAGGUGAAUACUCAUAUAUUCUACAAGAAUCCCGGUCGAUUGUACAGGACCCUCAAUAUGGGCUUCGAUUUGGAUCUUAAUCAAAAAGCGUGGGAACUCGGGGCAAACGCGACCAUAGGUUUCCGCAAUCAACAAAACGUCGAUGCGGUGUUUGCGGUGAAAUUGCCUCCUCCGAAUAACGAUGACCAUCAAUUUCUAAUCAGCUAUCACACGAACAAAAACGCAAGCGACAUUUCUUACGUUGUGGGCUACAACGCAGUUCGAGCGAAGAGUAAUUACGCCUCGAACGGAUCGAUACGAAUAGCGACGCGUGAUAUUAAUGGACACCUUCGGCUGACUUGGGGAAUACUAUCUGUAAAUAAUCUCUUUAACAUCACCUUUGAUAACAAGGAGAUCGAACUUAAGUAUUCUCUGUAUACGCCAAUGUUUCGUCAAGAGGAAACAGUCGUGCUACUCUUCAGUUACGAUGCUAAUUCCGAUGAACGGAAUCUGAUUAAUGUUGAUCUCUUUUACCCCCCGAGCCGGCAAAUUGGAAGUGCAAGGAUAUUUUAUGAGAGUUUAAUUAAUGUCAAUGGAACUCUCAACGCUACAAUAUCUAUAGAAAACUUGUCAUACGUUGGCUGCAAUUUUGUUGUGCUUACUACUUUAAGACAGAAUAAAAGAUUUAUUGAACUUUUCUGGCCGAACAAUACAGCCUUGCUGAACUCCGAUUACAGCUAUCACAGCGAGCGACUGAACUCAAACAUGGAUGGUAUCCUUCAUAUAGAAGUUCCUCUGAACGCUCGUCAUAUCGGUCAUUUAACUUACGGCUAUAAAAAACGUCCGCAACAUACGACGGGUCAUUCCAUCUUGGUCUACAACGACGAAAAAGUACUUCACGCUCGAUACAAUUCGACAAGCGAAUCUCGAGCCGGCUUUGAAAAGGACAACAUCAAGGUGACAGUGGAGAACGUUUACAAACCCAUUUGCGUCGUCUACAUAAACCAAUACGAGUAUAGCGGUGGAAAUGAGGGUACGAAUUAUCCUACCACCGAAUUCAAGCAUGUCAAUGUUUAUCGGCUGGAUAACAGCUCAGCCUUCAAUAUUGCCGCCGAAUCGAGGAUCCGCACCACCCAUACCGGUCAGCACAUUCAGCUAAAAGCGAUGCACUCAAAUAGGACGAUUCAACUGAGAACGGACUACCUGGUGUUGCCGGGCGAAUUCGAUCAGAACGCCUGGCUGGGCGUGAGCGAAGACGCCUGGAUAUCUUAUCACGUGAACAUCUUGAACAAAACCACCGAAGAUAUGGACAAUCAAUUCCUCAUUCUCAGCUUGUCUUAUCCCCGGCGAAAUUUCACCUUGGACGGCUCCUACAAGAUCACCAACGACGAGGUGAACUCCGAAGCGGACUUGCAAUGGCAACGCGACGAUGAGAAGUCCAGAACUGUCGGCGCGGCCUUCAAUUGGACGAAUCUCACCGCAACGUUGACGGAGAAUCAGCAACAAGCCGUGCUGACCUUCCGACAUCCUACCUUCGAGAAAAACGUCACUUUCAAGGGCGUUUUGAGGAAAAGGGAUGCAAAGGAUCUGAUAAACGUCGUCUUCGCCGCGGAUUACUCCACUGACGAGAAUAAACUGCUAACGUUGUCCGCGUUGUUGAGAGACGAAAGCGACGCGUCGAAGACGAGAUAUCUUUACAAAAUAGCCGGCAAACACAUCAGCACUAAAAUGGACCUUGACGUUGAAGGAUUUGUUCACAGACAAGAGUACGUACUGUUCGAAACGGUGAACCACGCCCGAUACCAACGCGGUUACAUGCCGAGCGAAACUGGAGAAUUGAUCGGUCGGAUCAAUCGGGAAUCGAGGGAAAUGAUGUUCCGACGAACGAACAACGAAGCGAUCAAAUAUUUCGAGAUUGGGUAUUAUCCUUCACCUUCUCGAUAUGUCGUGAACGGCAGCGCUAUCAAUACGCCGGAAAAACUUAACACCACCGGUCUUUUCUUCUUGGAUCCGAGCGAAAAGCUCAUCUGGAUGAUGGUAAAUUAUACACCCGAUGCGACUGUGAGUUUAAGAAUGCAUGGCUUCAUUCCGGAUGCUCGAAACGCUAGAUUCAAUAUUUGGAGAACCUACGACGAUGAUCUGACAAUAUCGGACGUCGCUUUUUAUUUGAAGUUAAACCACUCGAGACUCGUUACUUCAACUUUGCGAUGGCGACCCGAACUAAAGAGCGAUAUUAUUACCACUGUAAAAACGAGCUUCAACGAAAUGUAUACAAACAUGGACAAUGACAUUAUUUAUUGGAAGCAAUACAUAAAAAGUGAAGUAAUAAAUGCCAUUACAGAUGUGUGGGAAGACGCGCAGAGUGACAUUUCGGGAUUCCUCGAUGAUUGGAAUGAUCUGAAAGUUCUCGAACGCGAUUUCGAAGAAUUCAAAAUAUAUCUGAAUAGCUCGUACAACGCCAAUGAUUUCUACAUCAAGGACAUCGUUACUCUUGGCAUGUACGUCAUUGAUGAACUAUCUCUGCGGAGCCACAUUCAAUCUCUUCCCAAUAUCCUAAACGAAAUCUGGGAAAUAAUGGGCGAGUCUGGCGAAGCCUUGCGAAACUCUCUGCUCUGGUUGAUCGAGACCGUUAAGAAUGCUUACAACAAGGUGUCCGAAAUCAUCGCCGCUGUUUUGAGAGGUGAUUCGGUGUCGCAGGUGGCAAAUAUAAUUGAGCAGUUGAUCGAAAAGUACGACAUGUUCAUCAAGGAUCUGCAUGUGUCUUUAAUCAAGUACAUCGAGAAUCUCUGGAAUACGAUUUUCCUGUCCGUUGCGGAGCAAUGGUAUAGGUUCUUAAGAUUAAUGGAACCCCUCUUUAUCCGGUUCGUUCAUUAUGUCGAGACUCUCGUUUGGAAAGCGAGCAAAGAGAUGCUGGACUUCCUGUACGAUCGCAAAAAAGAGAUCUUCACGUCGCCGUAUUUUGAUCGUUUCAACAACUUUACGCAGGACAUCGACAAGGUCUAUCGCGACAUCAAGGCGAAUGAUAUAAUUACCAACGUGCACAAGUACUCGAGUCUGAUAAUACAAUUUAUAAAGGAGCGCUACUUCGCCUUCGUGCCGUUUGGCAAAGAGCUCAAGGACAUUGUCGAUGAGAUCGUGUCGGAAUUAAAGGAGCUGAAGAAGUUGUCCUCCGUAAAUUAUACUUUGGAAAAACUCGAGCAGUUGUACGACAAGAUUAGCUACUUCUGCGAUUACUUUGAGGUCAAAGCCAAAAUGGAGGCUCUCAUCCGAUUGACACACUCCAAGAUAAUGGACAUCAGUCAGACGGCGUUGCAAGCCGAGAAUCGCUAUAGAGAAGCCAAAACCAUGUUCAUUUUCGAUCCUAAUCAAGGUCUGAUGUGUCUGGAGCAGAAGCUACCCAUGUCUUGGCACGCCUUUAAUCAGACACCUGAAUUCCACGAAAUACCGGAGAUAAGAGCGAUCACGAACGUCAGAACGUACUUUACAACAUCAAAUACUACUUUCUGGACUCUUUACUAUCAGUACAAGCCAUACUCGGAGCUGUCAAAUUGGUUGCCGCCGUUUAAAGCACAAGCUAUGAUUGUUGGAUCCCAACAUUAUGUAACUUUCGACGGACGUCACUUCGACUUUGCGGGAAAUUGUACUUAUUUGUUAGCCAAGGAUUUUGUGCGCAAUACUUUCGCAAUUCUGGUGAAAUAUGAUCGGCAAGCUGAGAAAAUCACGCAUCAGAUCAUUGUACUGAUCGGAAACAACGCUAUCGAACUGGAUCUCUUCAAUAAUACAAUAAAGCUAAUUUCUCAACAAUCUACCGACACGAUAACCAAUCUGCAGCUGCCAGUCGAGUUGGACAAUAAUACGACGUACAUUUAUCAAGAGGAGAACGUGGUGACGGUGGAGCGCAAGAAUAACCAAUUUCGGCUAGAGUGCAACCUCAAAUUCAAUUUAUGUACUUUAGAGCUGUCGGGCUGGUAUUACGGAAAAAUCGCCGGUCUUCUCGGCACCAUGAAUAACGAGCAAUUUGACGACAAUCUAGGAUCGAACAAGUUGCUGCUGAAGGACACCGGUAGCCUCGCUCGCAGCUGGUCCAUCAACGAGAAUUGCGCCGAUGCGGCCAAUCACGCCAACAAGACCCAGCGUCAAGAUAGCGCGAUAUCCACGUUCUGCAACGAACUGUUCGUGAACAAGAGCUCGGAGUUCGGCAUCUGCUUCAACGUGAUCGAAUCCGCCAAGUACGCCGACAUGUGUCUGAGCACCUUUACCGAGGACGAAGCGUGCACGGUGGCGAUGUCGUACAUGCAGAAGUGUAUGUUCCACGACACUUACUUGCGAAUACCCGAUCGAUGCACCACGUGCACCAUGAUAGACGGCGGUCAAGUAGCCGAGGGUGAUUUCAAGCGACUGGAGGGCGACAAAGUGCCGCAAUCGGCCGACGUGGUGUUCAUCGUCGAGGCGAAGAACUGCAACCGCGAUAUGAAGCUGAACAACAGCAUGGAGUUGUUGAUUACGCAACUCAGCAAGGAGCUGAACAACCGAAACCUCACAGGCAACCGUUGGUCCCUCGUGGUGUUCGGCGGCGACGGGGUGUACGACAAACCGCGAAGCAUCAUCCUCGACGGACAGAUCUUUACGAAAAACGUGGUGCGCUUCGUUGAUUACUUCGAUCACGUGCCGAUCGGCGGCGGUAGUCAGGACAUCUUCGCCGCAAUUGGCUUCGCAUCGCGACUCGUUUUCCGUGCUGGCGUUUCGAAGACCUUCAUACUGAUGCCAUGUUCGCAUUGCGAACCGGAAAACCAAACGUUGGAAUACUCCGUGUUACAUCAAGUAAUGCUUGAGCACGACAUUACUUUGCACAUAUUGAUGGACGGCGACUUCGAAUACGAGAAGGAAAAGAUCAGCAAGAUUUUUUACGGCUUAGACGCGGCUAAAUCGUACACCAAAAAGGAUGCCCGAGUACUGAAUGGCGAUGUGGAUCUUAGGAGGCAGGUCAAACUCUCUAAAAACGUGCUAGGCUACUGUACGCCGCUGUCCCUGGAAACGAAUGGCACGAUAUUCAGCGGUACAAAGUUACGCCUCGAGAAAAGCGCCUCGAUCAAGAAGUUCGCGAGCGUUUUUUCAAAAAGAGUCGCUCUUACCGCCGAGCCGAACAAGUGUCAAGUUUGUGAGUGCAUCGCCGAUAAUAACGGCGUCACGAAGAUGGAAUGCAUGCCCUGUAUAUUCCCAAUGCCCGUGCACGUGGAUUACAUGAGCAAAACUUUCAAUCUUAACGAAUCACUCUCGAUGAUACCACCGUUAGACGAUGAUUAUGGUCAAAUCGACAUGGAGGACGACUGAAGUAUAAUUAAGAAAAAAUCAUAGCUAGAUAAUGUUAACAAACUCAUUGGUAUUAGUCCUAUUUAUUUAUAAUAUAUCUUAAAAUAUAGGGUAAUACCUACCUCUUCUCAAUUGAGGAUCUGUUUUGUAAACAUAAUAUGUUAUGGCAUUGGAGUUAAGAACAUCCAUUGACAAUUUAUAGAAAAUAUAAAUUUUCAUUAUUAUUUUUAAGUAAUAAUUAGAAAUCCGAUGCCAUAAAUAGAUUCUAUAAUCCAUAUGUAUAUUUUAAAACCGUAAAUUUUUCACGUAUUGCAAUUAUAAAGUAUAUGGAAAUACAAAAUAUUAAAAUAUAAUAAAUGUCAAUAAAGAUUGAUGCCGUAUUAAUCA